Messenger RNA from Drosophila montana, 1863 nucleotides. RefSeq lists its product as uncharacterized. The transcript has 2 exons. Lineage: Eukaryota; Metazoa; Arthropoda; Insecta; Diptera; Drosophilidae. Bases 389 to 1381 code for a protein of 330 amino acids. The record is from RefSeq and is a predicted model, not a curated record.
AAGUGUCAACGCUUCAAUGGACAAAUCAGCUGCUGUUAUAUAUAAAAAAUAUAAAUAAUUAACUUAGCCAAUUGUGAACAAUUCGAUCAGCUUGCAAUUCUUAACAGCAAAUAGAUUCGACCUGACCACAUAAUGGACGUGUGGCAAGCAGCUACGCUUGACAGCCGCUCGGUGGCAUGGUAAAAGUCAGAGCAGAUACAUUUAGAGGCCAGUUAGGGUUUUGGGACAGCGGCCACUUUUCGGCGAAAGGCCGUUAAAGUCGCUCAACUAAAACAGUCGUAAAAGCUGUCGAGAGUUGUUUCUUUAGAAUUCAAUCAAAUCUUAAAACGUUGCCCUCAGUUCGAUUCUAAACGGCGUGCGGCGUGGUUCGUGUGUGAAAGGAAACAAAAUGUGGCAGCAACAAAUGUUGGCGUUAAGCGUUUAUUGGCUCCUGGCGCAGGCCGAGGGCGGCUUUAAUCGCGGCUCGGCAAACAAUGAGGCGCAGCUCCGACUGAAUCUCAAUGCCUGGCAGCCAUUGACGGGCCACAACAAUUGGCUAAUACUGCAGGCGACGACGGCAACAGACGUGCAACAACAGCAGCAGCAGCAACAGCAGCAGGGGCGACUUCCUGUCAAUUACUACGCCUACAAUCAUCGGUAUCAGGCGAGCGAUUCGGCUGCCGCAAAUGUUGCUGCCAGCGGAAAUUACAAACAGGUGCGAGCGAAUCUCAACGAGAGCCCCAGCUACGUGUGGGCCAUAAGCCCCGCGCUGCGUCAAUUGUCGCCGCCAAGUGCGCAGGAUGUGCCGGAAGUGAGAGCGCGCCCCCAGCCGGAAGUGCGCCAAGCUGACAGCUACGCGACUCUCGCUAAUGCACCUGAUGAGGCCAACGAGCCCAUCCUGGCAAGGCCCCCGUCAACAACUCUCCAUAUUAACAACUAUUUGGCGGCAUUCGAGCGAGCCGUGCUCAAAGUGCGCAACUUUUGUGACACUGUGCGUGAGCUUAUCAGCGUGGAGGAGCCCGAGGUGGAUGCGGCGCAGGAGCAGGAGCCGCAGCAGCAGCAGACCCAGCUAGAUGCCGAGUCCAGCAAAUUGGCAGAAGCAGCAGCAAUAACAUCAAAGGAAGUUCAAGGCCGACACAUUCGGCUGGCUGAGAGCUAUCAGGGCCGCAAGCUAAAAAAGCUGAAGAAGAAAAUUCAGAAGCUGCUGCUGCCGCUGCUCAUUGCGUACAAACUAAAGUUUCUGACACUGAUACCCGUUCUAAUUGGCGGCCUGGUCCUGCUGGUGGGCACCACCGGGCUGGCCGGCUUCUUCUUUGCCCUAUUUACGGCCGUAAUGAGCCUCAAGACAUCCACAGGUGGUGGUGGGCAUUCCAGCAAAGCGAUUGUCUUAAAGAAAAUUUGAGGCCAACAGCGUUUGAUUUAAGAUUUUAGUUCCAGUUUCCUCUAAUUAGCGCCCCGCCCUCGCCGCUGGGCCUCUGUUUUAAGCUUAAGCAGGCAGUUAAACGGCCAAACGGCGAUGGGCUUGAUUGAUAAUACACUUAAAUUAGGUAAUAACAACAAAACGGCCGCAGGAGACAAGUUAAUCAGCUUCACGAAGUUUCUAUACCCUAACUUUGGUUCAAAUUGAAUUGAAUUGAAAUUAUUUAAGACAAUAAAAAAUAAUGCAUUUAAUUGUGUAGUGUAUUAAGUAGUUAGGGUAUAUAUAGUCGACGCUUGCUAGCUAGCUUUGCUCACAAAAAAAUUACAUUAACAUUUCAGCUUUUCAGCUUGAUAAAAUGGGAUAUGUUUGGACAGACAAAAAUGCGGUCACACUCUUAAGUCUGAUAACUUAUUCAAACGUAAACAUUCACAAAGAAAACAUUCACAAAUUCAGUUAUUAGCAAA